Molecule: messenger RNA, 471 nt
Organism: Colletotrichum karsti
Lineage: Eukaryota; Fungi; Ascomycota; Sordariomycetes; Glomerellales; Glomerellaceae
Exons: 2
Coding region: 1-471 (156 amino acids)
Source: RefSeq, a predicted model, not a curated record
AUGGCCGGUCUACUUCCUAAGCUUGGAGACACCCUCGGCGUCUCGAGCAAUGUCCCCCCAGGCUACGCGAGCACAAUCAUCAUCAACACCACCAUCCUCGGCACCAGCUACGACGACACCGUCAUCAGCGCCGCCGAGGAGCACUUCCACACCUUCAAAGACGUCGACGCCCUCGCUAUCUUCGUCACAGACGCCAUCCGCUCGCCCUCUCACAACCUUCAUCAUCUCAACAACUACCAGUAUCUCAGUAACACCUACACCAUCACUAUCAGACACACCACCACUGCCGUCACCGACGUCAAUUCCUCCGUCGGUAGCUCCUUCAGUCGCGCCAUCACAGCCACCAGUGAUACCCAUCUCCACCCCCGAAGUAUCACCCUCACCGGUACCUUCUUUCAUCCCCCCUCCGCCAGAGUCGACACCAUCGUUGGCUCCCACACCGACACCAACGCCGACGCCGCUGCCCAGUAG